AACCGUCUUUAGCAGUUACAACGGGAAGAACAGCCCCCAGAUGGCGAACUGUGUAGAUCACACGCAGAAACCUAGUUUGGUCUCGUCGAUCAUUUAGUCUCCUCGGUCUUUUAAUUAACCGGCCGUAUAAUAAUCGACACUGCGUUACAGGAAUUGCUAUCUGAACAAUGCUGCUGUCCUUGGCAAUGCUGAUGCUGUCCGCCACCCAGAUCUACACCAUCUUCACGGUGCAGCUCCUCGCUCUCCUCCAUCUGCUGCCUGUGGAGGCCGACAUCUCAGUGUAUUCCUUUGACAACAAAACCGAGAACUUUGAUGAUUUGCCAGCUAGAUUUGGUUACAGGCUGCCCAGUGAAGGGCUUAAGGGCUUCCUGAUUGGUGCGCGGCCCGAGAACGCCUGCGAGCCCAUCGAGCCCCCACCAAUGAGGAGCAACUCGAGUGGCGCCUUCGUCGUGCUCAUCAAGCGCUUCGACUGCAACUUCGACGUCAAGGUUCUCCACGCGCAGAAGGCCGGGUACAAGGCCGCCAUUGUUCACAAUGUGGACUCGGAUGACUUAAUUAGCAUGGGAUCCAAUGACUUGGAUAUUUUCAAGCAGAUAGACAUUCCGUCGGUUUUUGUUGGCGAGGAGACAGCCAAUUCCCUGAAGGAAGAUUACACAUACGACAAAGGUGGCCACAUUAUCCUCAUGCCCGAAUUCACCCUGCCUUUGGAGUACUACCUGAUCCCCUUCCUCAUCAUAGUGGGAAUCUGCCUCAUCCUCAUCGUUAUCUUCAUGAUCACCAAGUUCCUUCAGGACAGACACAGGGCAAGACGAAGUCGCCUCCGUAAAGAUCAGCUAAAAAAAAUCCCCAUUCAUAAAUACAAGAAAGGGGAUGUAUAUGAUGUUUGUGCCAUUUGUCUAGAUGAGUACGAGGAAGGAGACAAGCUACGCAUCUUGCCCUGUUCUCACGCUUACCACUGUAAGUGUGUGGACCCUUGGCUGACCAAGACGAAAAAGACGUGUCCAGUAUGCAAGCAGAAGGUGGUGCCGUCCCAGGGAGACUCGGAGUCCGACUCGGACGAGGGCGACAGCAGUCGUGACGACAAUGACGAGGCGUCCGAGAACACGCCCCUGCUACGGUCGUUGGCCUCCACCAGCACCCAAUCCUUUGGCACCAUGUCGGCCUCGCUCUCCUACCACGAGCGGGACCUGGAGUCGUCCGAGUAUGAAGAGGAUGACGAUGACGAGAUGGACAGUAGCGGCAGUGAGGAGGUCACUGUGGAAACCGUGGUGGUUCAGCUGCAACAGUCUCGGCACGGGCCGGGGGAACCCACUGUCUGACCCCGAAGAAAAUCUGCCAUCGACUUUAGUGAUGUCAAGUAGGAUUCCGAUAUCCAUACUACAAUCAGUAUUUUGUUUGCCAGUUUUGUUUGUAAAUCACUAUUUGUGCACAUCACAGCCUGGUCGCUGGACACGACAACAAACGGAGGAUCCAGUGUAGUAGUGACAAUUUCUUUCCCAGGAAUUUCUGUAAUUUGAAGUAUAUGGUUACCAAAGAUGGUCAUUUCUGUAGGAUGCUAAAAAGAGUUGCAUUGCACAUAACAGAAGAAUAUACUUCAGCUGUGUUGUACGAACUGUUUUUUAUAUGCUGUAAAUUUGAUGAGCUUUUAUCUUCACUGUGAAAGGAAAGUCACGUAACACUGUGUGCUUUUAAAAGCAUAGACCUUUCCUAACACUUGUCAUGAAUCAUGAAGGAUCACAAUGUGUACAUAUAAUGUAUAGAAUUAUACAAGAGACGGAAUUACAAAGCAACUUUUUCAAAGCGACGAUAAACUUUGUAGUCUGUAAGCGUGAAAGCCUCUGUAUCAGAAGGUAGGGAUGUUUUAGAGAAACGUAAAAAAAAAAAAGAUUAACUCAAUGAAUAAAAUCUUAAUGUACUAUGCAGUGUUAUUUUGUAAACUUCAAUGUAAUUUCUAAUGUAAAGCAGUUUUAAAAGUUGGCAUUAUGAAGACGCUUAUGUAAAUUUCUGUGCUGUACGACGUGAGAACAGAUAGCCAUUAAUAGAUCAAUAUUGUACUUUGACGCUGGUAAAUGCUGUGGACCACUCGUGUAAGUCCAGCCAGUCAAGACGCGCUGUGUUUCCAUUAGAGCAUACUUCCUUUCUGAAGAGAAAUGGAGAGACGUCAUGAAGUUCAAACACACCACUUUUUAAGUUAUUUUUAUUAGUGGGUCACCCUCUCGCCUCAAGAUGUCACCGUUAGCAGGAAUGUGCAUUUGACACAUCUCCGCUUUAUAUGUAGUUUGCCAACAAACUGGAAUAUUCUAGUUGACUUUUAUAUAAAGAUUAUGCAUGUGCAAUGUAUUUGUGCGCUUAACUCCAUAUGUAUUAAAGUCACACUUUCACUUGAAA
This is a messenger RNA of Brienomyrus brachyistius, 2388 nucleotides long. RefSeq names its product E3 ubiquitin-protein ligase RNF13-like. The record is from RefSeq and is a predicted model, not a curated record. Gene Ontology annotation, cellular component: cytoplasm; nucleoplasm. The coding region runs from base 168 to 1319 and encodes 383 amino acids. The transcript has 10 exons. Gene Ontology annotation, biological process: ubiquitin-dependent protein catabolic process; positive regulation of DNA-templated transcription; protein ubiquitination. NCBI's taxonomy places the organism in Eukaryota, Metazoa, Chordata, Actinopteri, Osteoglossiformes, Mormyridae. Gene Ontology annotation, molecular function: ubiquitin protein ligase activity.